Messenger RNA from Ochotona curzoniae (black-lipped pika), 3785 nucleotides. It is a transcript of the gene CLIC4, whose product is annotated as chloride intracellular channel 4. The record is from RefSeq and is a predicted model, not a curated record. The transcript is spliced from 6 exons. Bases 121 to 882 code for a protein of 253 amino acids. NCBI's taxonomy places the organism in Eukaryota, Metazoa, Chordata, Mammalia, Lagomorpha, Ochotonidae.
UGAGGGAGCCGAGGCCGCGGCCAGCUCGACGCCGGGAGUGUGUCCAGCGAGCGCAGCGCGCCGGGAGUCCGCAGCCAGAGCAGCCCCGGAGCCGAAGCCGCAGCAGCAGCCGAGCCGGCCAUGGCGUUGUCGAUGCCGCUGAACGGGCUCAAGGAGGAGGACAAAGAGCCCCUCAUCGAGCUCUUCGUCAAGGCUGGCAGCGAUGGUGAAAGCAUAGGAAACUGCCCGUUUUCUCAGAGGCUCUUCAUGAUUCUUUGGCUCAAAGGAGUUGUAUUUAGUGUCACAACCGUGGACCUUAAAAGGAAGCCUGCAGACCUGCAAAACUUGGCUCCCGGGACCCACCCACCAUUUAUAACUUUCAACAGUGAAGUCAAAACGGAUGUGAAUAAGAUUGAGGAGUUUCUUGAAGAAGUCUUAUGUCCUCCCAAGUACUUAAAGCUUUCUCCAAAGCACCCUGAGUCCAACACUGCCGGAAUGGACAUCUUUGCCAAGUUCUCUGCAUAUAUCAAGAAUUCAAGGCCAGAGGCUAAUGAAGCGCUGGAGAGGGGUCUCUUGAAGACAUUGCAGAAACUGGACGAAUAUCUGAAUUCUCCUCUCCCUGAUGAGAUUGAUGAGAAUAGUAUGGAGGACAUUAAAUUCUCUACACGAAAGUUUCUUGAUGGCAACGAGAUGACGUUAGCCGAUUGCAACCUGCUGCCCAAGCUGCACAUUGUCAAGGUGGUGGCCAAAAAAUACCGCAACUUUGACAUCCCCAAAGGAAUGACGGGCAUCUGGAGAUACCUGACCAACGCUUACAGCAGGGACGAGUUCACCAACACCUGCCCCAGUGACAAGGAAGUAGAGAUAGCGUACAGUGACGUAGCCAAAAGACUGACCAAGUAAGCCAGCGCUUGUGAAAGAGAUGCCUUGCCGAUCUCCCCUGACGAACAUGCUUCUCUAACAGACGGCUCCUCUUCCCUAGAGUAGACAAUGUAUGUUGCAUGAGCAUUGCAGUUACUCGAGCUUAGGAUCAAGGCUAGACCAGGUGUAGUCAUUACCGUAAAACAUACACUCCUGAGCAGUGUUAUUGGAACCUCCCUUGCCCCGUCCCUGGGUCCUGGAGAUGCUCCACCGCGGGCCGUCUCUGGCGGGGAGAUCACUCCCUCUCCGGACCAUCAUCGUGGGCAGCUGGCAGGACUGCUGAACUGCAGUUUCCCCGAACUAUUCCACAACAUCACUCAGCCCCAAACUGGUGCAUAAUUCAUGGUACAAGGAAUAUUUAUGUAUUGGGGAGGGAAUUUCAGGAUAUUUAGUAAGAGUAAAGGAUUGCCACUGUAGCAGAGAUGGUCUGAUUUUGGUUUAAUCUGCCUACUACUGGAAAUCCACCAGAUGGCCACCACAUGGAGCGUUUUUCUGGAGAGGUGCCGAACACUGGGCCGCUCUGCUCUGUAGUUUCUCUCUCUCUCUCUCUCUCUCUCUCUCAAGCUGGCGAAGAGCAGCCAUCCUUCACAGUAGCUUUCAUCCUGUCACAAGAAGGAGGCUCAGGUGAGAGAGAAGGGUGAAGCUUUCAGGUCCAAGCUGGCGCUGUGGUUAGAGAGGCGCUGCGGAGCCCCCGGGCCGGGGUGGAGAUGCGCUGCCCUCUGCCCCACACCACUCUGCCCGCUCUGGGUCAGCGCCCUGGCGCACUCUCCUUGGUGUCAAACGCACUGCUGAGGUGGCACCGGACCCCUUCUGUAGAUCUUUAAGACUACACCACACAAACUAAUGCUUAGUUGGUUUAGCAAAUGAUUAGGAAAAACUUCACACUCAAAGAAAUGAAGUUUAAGGUGGGCUUGGCAAAACAUUAAGUGAAUUUUGCUCCUAAAGUGUAUUUAACAUUGGUAAGCGAGAAGGCGUGGAGUCUGUGCUCCCCGAAGCGGGAGGUCAGUGCGCGUGAUGGCCGUUCCCGCCCGUCUCCGCCACUGUCAGGCCUGCGUGGAGGCAUGGCCACACCGCCGGACUCAACUGGAGUUGCCACAGUGUAUUUUGCUGCACUUUUGCCUAUUCUGAAUCAGUACACUUUCUUGAGCUAAAUUUUUUUUACAGCCACAGGGAGGGAUAACAUUGAGUGUGGGUUUUUUCUUUUCUUUUUUUUUAAUUGAAGUCCUAAGCCAUGAAUUAUUUUUGCUCUAACAAGGGAAAUGGAACUAUUGAAUUUGAUGAAAAUAAAGGUUACUAUGUACUAUGUAUUAUUAUUAUUUUUUUUUAACAAAAUGGGCUAUGGGCUACUCUUAAGACUGUGGUCACGACUGCAAACACUUUGGGCAAUUUGCAUAUCACUUGUUCUAGAAGUGUUCUUUCCUCCUCGGGUUUUCCCUUGGAAAUGUGAAUGCUGUAACAGGGCAGCAUCCCUCCUGGCUGUGGCAGCGCUGCCUGGCAGGCCCAGCCUGGCUUCUGCAAGCCUGCUGUGUGUCCUGCCAACUGUGAUGGGCUUAGGACAGGGAGUCCUUGCCUGUCUGAGUGCUCUGUGCUCCGGACCCCGAACCUGAGCCCCCGUUUUGUUAGCAAGCACAGUCCAGCUCUUGGCAGAAGCGCUGUUGUCUGUGAGCCAUCCCAAUGCACCAGCCUGGUGGCGAUGUCCUGUCCACUCCCUGUCAGGGAGGCCUGCUGAACCCUGUCUUGAGGUUUCCAGUGUGACAAUAUCAGAGGAGGGGCGGGGGGGGGGGCACCGGUGCCAAGUCAGGGCCGUGUCCCCCCCCCCCCCCCAGGACAAGGGUGAGCAGCACCAGGCCAGGAGGCAGUUCCUCUCCAGAUGGUUCUUGUCCUCGUUUUUAUUGCCCAGUGAUUACAUGUGGCUGUCCCUCUGGUGUCUCGGGAAGGCAGAUCCUGAGAUUUUGAUGAAAACAGGCUUAUUUUUCUGUCACAGAGACAAGGUUUUGUGACUUAAUCAAGGAAGUCGGAUGGCGAUUGGUAAACAGACAAAGCCCAUAAAAAGGCUGAUGCUGCAGCUCAUGCUUCUAGAAAGGCCAUGGCUUAAAAUCUUCAGAGGUUUGGGACGUAGCCAUUUCCAUGGCAGUCCUACAGGGUAUGGGGUUGACAGUGUGGAAAUGGAGCUGGGUUUGGUUUCUCUGACUGAUGGGGACCCCUCAUAUGCUCCCUGCUUGGCCUACACUGCAGUGCACACACACACAGUCCGGGGGGGCGGCUCACUGUUCCCCAGGGGUGCCGAGGCAGUUUUGUGUUCAGCAGCUGAUCCAGCAUAAGGAUUGUAUUUCUUGCCAACUUUAGCUUUCAUGACUUGUCUUGAAACCCUUGAACAAUCUGUAUACAGUUAAGCGGUUGAUGACAUUUUUGCCUGGGCUGAGUGGACCGACCUAGGUGGUUUUUACUUGUGUUAACUUCCGAGCCUCUACAGAGUUGUAUGUAGACAGCUUUUAUUUCUAUGCAUUAAAAAUGUUCAUUUAGAAAAUACUUACAAAGUGAAACUGAGAGGAAUGCAAGUUAUUUUUUCAUAAACAUUUUGAUAUGCAUUUCAUCAAGUUUGUUAAUUCACCAAUUUCUUACACUGGUUAUAAUCAGUACUGAAUUCAAAAAGGGGAAAGCAUUCGAAUUACAUUCUCUACAAAUUAACCAGGCAGGAGCCACUCAUGUUUUUAUUUUUAACACGGGAGGAAGUUUCCACUCCCCAAGCUGUAACAUAGAACAGAAUUGGAGUAUUUUGUUUAGAAUUUCUGGAAUGUUGUUUCUUUUCUCUCUCUCUCUUUGGAAUAUCAAAACCAGUAUAUUGCUGGCAGCUACUGUAUUAAAUAAAGUAUAUUUUCACUAUC